AUGUUUUCGGUGGUUAAAAGAUUCUCAAUUUUCAAUAGAAACACUUUAUCAUUAUUUUCUCAACGCGUAUCUUUUGUUGGAAUUCGUUCUUUUUCAGACGAUAGUACGAUUUAUAAUGAAGAAUUAGUGCAAAAAGAAGAGAUUACACAAAAAGAUAAACAAAAAGAUGUAAUAACUCCAGCAUUAUACGCUUUUGCAGCGCGUAUGCAUCUUGAUUUUUCUGACCCAAAAAUAUUAUUACAAAUCGUCACGCACGAAAGUUUUACAGACACUAAUUUACCAUCAAACAAAAGUUUUAAAGACUUAGGGAAUUCCGCGAUACUGUUGUAUCUUACAGAAUAUUUUCACAUGAAGUACCCACUAUUACAUACAGAUUAUUUAAAAGAUGUGUUGGAAGUUUAUAGUGGGAGAAGUACGUUAGCAGCACUUGGUUACGAGAUUGGAUUAAAUCAUGUUGUGAGGUGGAACAAGUCGAUAGAAGUAUUUAGCACCACUGAAAAUGAAGGAAAAUCGGAAUCUACGAAUAAAAAUGAAUCCCCAACUGCGUAUAAAUCACGGAAAAUUACUAUUACGAUAGGUCGUGCUGUGAUAAAUGCCGUAAAAGCUAUUGUUGGCGCAUUGUAUUUGGACAAGGGGCCAAAUUCUGCAAAAACAUUUGUUCACGAUAACUUAUUAUCAAGAGAAUUUGACAUUCAAACAUUAUAUGAUAUUAAAGAACCGAAGAGACAUUUAACUGCGUUGAUGAAGCGUUUAGAACGGGAACAUCCUAUAUCUAGGCAUUUAUAUAUUCCUUAUAUUGUUAUAGCCGGUCGUAAAACAAAAGAACCUAUUUUCGUUAUCGGUGCAUAUUCAGGCACCGAAAAAUUAGCUGAGGGUUUUGGAAAAAUUAAAGAUUUUACGUUACCAUCAACUAUUGACACACAUCAAAAACAAACGAGUUAUAUACCUACAAAAGUUGGUGAUACGCCAGCAAAAAUCUAA
Molecule: messenger RNA, 981 nt
Organism: Funneliformis geosporum
Lineage: Eukaryota; Fungi; Glomeromycota; Glomeromycetes; Glomerales; Glomeraceae
Source: the annotation of a GenBank genome assembly